ACAAAACACAUUCUCGCAAUAAAAGCAUUCCACCGGUGUUUUGUGAUCAAGAUCGAAGCGGUUCAACCACGGCCGGGCACACCUGAGAUUGGAUUGUAGGCAAAAAGGAUAGUUUGAAUUGGGUUGACCCUAUUGCGUAUGGGGCUACGGAGUGGAUUGGCACUUGGAGCUACUGCGACCACAAUCAUCCUACGAUCACAUCGUUUCUUUGCCCGGCAUAAUUUCCCAUUUCGGCUUGUCAGUCACUCAUCAUCAUCUCUCGUUACCUCAUCACAAACCAUCUCCUCAACUCAAGCCGCCGGCAGCAAGUUACCAUGGCAACCACCCAACCCACUGACUUAUCCCAAUUCCUCAUCCCAAACGAUGUACCCAUUGUAACCCUGGAGUGUAAGAAAGCCUUUCAGGCGCUCACCUCGAAGGAGAAGAAGUACGCCCAUUAUUUGGCCAAGGCAUCUUGGUGUGGAGGGCUGAUUUGUCUCUUCCAGACAUCCCCGGAAGCUCCCCUCAUCUUCCUCCUCUUGCAGAAACUGUUCAAGGCAGAGGAUGUUACGGUCUUGAAAGAGAAGGCAUUAAAAGCUGGCUUGAUUGAUGAUGAGUUUCAGGCAUUUUUGACCUAUGCAGCCGCCUUCUUUGCAAACCUUGGAAACUACAAGUCGUUUGGUGACACAAAGUUCAUUCCUGGUUUAUCAAAGGACAAGUUAGUUUCUCUAGUGAAGGCCAGUGCAGCGUACACAUCAGACUCUUCAUCUCUUGAUGAGCUGAUCUCACUAUGUGGAGAUGCCAUCUACUCACUCUCCAAGAAGGAGCAGCAGUUGGGGCUGGGAGAUGAUGGAAUUACAACCUACUUUUCAGGUAACUGUACUAUGGCAGAUGCUGAGUUUGCUAAGAGGUUUAUGGUAGAGAAGAACAUUGAUGCAUACAAUACUCGUCUCUUCAAGACCCAAGAUGGUGACGGCAAGGUUGUAUAUGAAGUACGUCUUGCAUCAUCUCAAACUGGCACAGAAGAUGGUGAUAGCUUGAAGCUUGGAGCUUAUACCUUCGAGGGUCUCGCGGUAAACGUGACCAGGGGUGACUAUUCAAAGUUGAUGAAGCUAGUGUCUGAUAAUCUACUCAAAGCAAAGGAGUUUGGGGCCAAUGAUCAUGAAAAGAAGAUGCUUGAGUUAUACGCACGUAGCUUCACCACGGGGUCACUACAAGAUCACAUGGAUGGGUCUAGGAGCUGGAUUAAAGACAAGGGACCAAUCGUAGAACACUACAUUGGCUUCAUUGAGACGUAUAGAGAUCCCUUUGGUAUGCGUGGAGAAUGGGAAGGUUUUGUGUCAAUGGUCAACAAGGAGAUGAGCGCAAAGUUUGGCAAUCUAGUCGAGAAUGCAGAGAACUUUCUACCCUUACUACCAUGGCCCAAGGCCUAUGAGAAAGACGUCUUUCUUAAACCGGACUUCACCUCACUUGAUAUCCUGAGCUAUGCAUCUAGCGGCAUACCAGCAGGCAUCAACAUUCCAAACUAUGACGAUAUACGUCAAGAUGAGGGUUUUAAGAAUGUGUCUCUCGGUAACGUCUUAUCUGCACAUACUAAAGACCAGAAGGUUACAUUCCUGACUAACGCUGACAAGGAGCUGUACAGCACUCUCAAAGCCCCGUCCUUUGAGGUACAAGUUGGACUUCAUGAACUGUUGGGUCAUGGAAGCGGAAAACUCUUUAUCAAAGAUGAAAAGCAGAACUUCAACUUUGACAUUGAGAAUGUCAAACACACUGAAACAGGAGAGAAGAUCCAGAGCUGGUAUGAAGCAAACGACAACUAUGACAGUAAAUUCCCGAUCAUAGCUUCGUCAUAUGAAGAAUGCAGAGCAGAGUGUGUUGGUUUAUAUCUGUGUCUCAACAAGAAUGUACUCCAGAUUUUUGGUCAUGAAGGUAGUGCAGCUGAUGACAUCAUUUACAUCAAUUGGCUGAAUAUGGUUCGUGCAGGUCUACUGGCUUUAGAGUUCUUCACCCCAGAGUCUAAGACAUGGAGACAGGCCCACAUGCAAGCUCGUUACGUCAUCCUGCGUGUUUUACUGGAGGCAGGUAAUGGACUGGUUACCAUUCAAAAGAGCACCGGUGAAGACGGCUCCCCCGAUGCGACUGUGUUGUUAGACAGAGGAAAGAUAGACACAGUGGGGAAAGAAGCGAUCAAGAACUUUCUCAGGAAGCUUCAGGUAUUCAAGGCAACUGGUGAUUAUCCGAGUGCAAAGGCCAUGUAUGACGGAUACUCUGCCGUUCAAGACGACACACAAGAGAAAUUCUUGUCUCUGAGAGAGGUAGUCUUGUCAAGGAAGCUACCUCGACGGAUGUUUGUUCAAGUCAACACUAAAACUGAUGCAGAUGGUGAGGUAGUUCUUUGUGAUUACGAACCAACCGCAGCAGGGAUAGUCCAGUCUUUCGUCGAGCGUUUCACCGGGAGUGAUUUCGAGCUUAUAGUCAGGGCCUUGUGGGAUAAAGACAGAGCACAGUUCUACUAAGUACUACACGAUUCAAUCCGUGUAGCAUUCCAUGGGACCGUUUGACAUCCAAGCAUGUAAAGUUUUCUUAAAACAAAAGUGCCAUUAAAUGUGCAUUAAUCGGAACUGGUUCACUGGCUAUUGUUUCUGUGCAAAUAAAUCUCCCAAGUACAACUUAUUAAAGUGGAGUCCUUUCAGGGUGUGCAGACACCGGUAAAAUUGAAAAUAUAUACGAUAACAGGUUUGAUAUAGUUAUAUACCAUAAACUAUCCUGUUAACAUUUCAUUGUAAAAGGUGGUAGCAUUUUUGAGAUGUUGUCGAAACUCUGGAGCAGUUAUGUCCACACAGGAAGAAGACUCUGCAGUUGGAAUACACAAUCUGAGAAAAAUUACAGCAGUAACGCUUCUCAUGAUAAAAAAGUAAAAUCUUUUUCCAUAAGCGCAGUUUCCAAAAUGCAUUAUACUAUCCAAGGCUGCUUACCAAGUAAGUGUUUAUUGCCAUUAAUUUACAGAGUCAUUAUCAAACGUAUACAGACCCUUUAUUUUAUGUGGCGUCUAGUUAACAUUUCACAUUUAAGCCAAAGUUCACCAUCAUGCGCCUUAGGCACUCUAAUUUUUUGGUUUUUAGGGUUCUAUUUAAUGUAUAGCACCCUACCUAUGUACAGGGUUUUAUAAUACCACUGUUGGUGGAGGGAAUCACACCAGGCCAUGAUUCAUUAUUACUCAGUAAUAAAUACUGGUUGCAUCAAGACAAUUGCAUUUGUCAAUUCAAAUUUAUUUUAGAAAAAGGUAAAAUUGUAAACGAAUUUGAAGUUUGAAAAUGUAUCUGCUAAACACCGAGAGUCUAUUAUGGAAAUAAACGACCACAGACAAGAGGAAGACAAAGAUACACAGUUAUUCAUCUGAAUACAUAGUAACUUUAUUAAAUCAAGGAAAACUGAACCAAAAUAACCGAGUAUUAUUAGCACAUGGCCUUAUAUGGGUCACCCGCAUUGAGUUUGGAAAGGCUAAAACACACACACACACACACACUAGAAAGGCAUAGUCCAUUGGCAAGUCGUGUACACCUUAAAAAUAAUAACAUACAAUAAAGCGACAGCAGAAUUUCCAUUUUUUUCAAGAUUCUAUCUACAGCUUCAUGCAAAAACCCCACUGCAUUCAUUCUAAUGUGGAAUUUUAGGGCAAGAAAACAUUCAACUUCAAUAUUGUUAGCAUUACCCUAAAAAAUAUACUAAGAAAGGUUAAAUAUUUAGCUCUGGUCUAACCAAGGGCUGUAAACCCAACAAAAGCCCUGUGACACUUGGACAUGAGAAUGUUGUCUGGUCAUUUUUGUGCUUUUUUUCAUGCUUUUUUUCAUGAUGCUAUUUGCCAUACAGACAAUUAAAUAAUUGGGAAAGUCUAUAUCGCAGGCUAGCAAAGAAAUUUGGCAUUUGGCAUAAGUUCUUAGUAAAAUGCCAAUCUAGCUGGGCCUGCCUGCUUAUCAUUUAAAAGGGUUGGAAUAUAAGGCGAAACCUACACACUGAAACUAGGCACUGUCAAGUAAAUCAUGUUACAGGGAAGGUGGGUGUAGUGAGAGUAUAUUAAGGAGUUUUUGUCAAUGACAAAUGGUUCUGCGACGGUAAUGAUGAAAUGUGGCUUCAUCUGCGCAUGUGUCGGCUUUGAGGACGGUCGUCCCUAAAUUUCUACGACAGGAUGAAUCUGCGUUGUGCUGAAACCGACAACGUUUGGAUGAACUAAUAAUAAUACCGUCGCAGAACCACUCGUCUUCGAAAAAAAAAAAUCUUCUGAAGCCACCUUAUUUAACCUGUUCUCACGCAAGUCACUUUGUGUACAUUGUCUAGAAAAGAAAUUAAAAAAACAAUGAGAGGCCACCAUCAUGAUUUAGCUGUUCCAAAAAAGGCAUCGUAUUUCUUGCUUUGGUGGGAGGAGGUGGCAAAAUAUAGCAGCCUUUUCACAAAACAAUUGUCUCGUAGUGGAAAAUAAAUAAAUUAAAAUGGAAAUUCUGCAUGUUAUUAUAAACAAUUCAUCUCUUACAUUUAAAAAAUCAAAAAAAUCUGCAAACUGACUCUACAGUAACUAUUUGUUAAAUAGUCUACAAAGUUACACUAGAAUUUGGACUACUAUGUACUUCAAAAUAAAAAAAAAACAGAAUAAGAAUCAUUUAACAGAGUUGCACAAAGUAACUUUGGUCUGAUAAUAAUUUCAAAAGUGUCCAGCUCUAUAGAAAUUACAAUUGAGCAUAAAUAGAUAAACCUGUGGGAAAGACAUGUAGCCAGCUUCAGUUGACACGUUCCACUGUAUUGUACAUGUAUGUACUUGAGAAAUAAUAAUAUAUAGGGUCCAUGUAACUGAAAUUUCUGACAUAUCUCUUGACACCAAAUGUGUAUUUACGGCAUGAUAUUUUUCAUAGUUUAGUCUGAUUUCUGAUUUGGUUGUCCUUGGAAAAAUCAGAACAAUGGUGAUUAAAUAGCCUGAACAGUUUAUUAGCGUACACCAUAAGUACACAGUACAACCACUGUACUCAAUAAAAUGUUCCAAUUAUUUUUUCCAAGGACCAAGUAUCAUGCCUGGUAUUUUCAUUUUAAUAGAAUAAUGUAUUGUUCAUUGUUAAUUUGACAUAAUAUGGAAGUAAUGAAUUGAGUUGAUACUAUGAAGGUACAUGUAUGGCAAUAAAUAUACAAGUAAACUACAUAUUUAUUUCA
Molecule: messenger RNA, 5178 nt
Organism: Asterias rubens (European starfish)
Lineage: Eukaryota; Metazoa; Echinodermata; Asteroidea; Forcipulatida; Asteriidae
Product: dipeptidyl peptidase 3-like
Exons: 16
Coding region: 315-2498 (727 amino acids)
Biological process (GO): proteolysis
Cellular component (GO): cytoplasm
Molecular function (GO): metalloexopeptidase activity; dipeptidyl-peptidase activity
Source: RefSeq, a predicted model, not a curated record